ACUGCUUACAAGAAUAGUGCGCGAAGUCUUUUUUGUCGUUACUUUGUUUAUCCUACAAAGUCGAUGAUUGGUUCUGUGUAGGUCAUCUAAUUGAUUGGUACGAAAGGGUGUGUUGUUGUCGUUAUUUCACAUAAUGCCUCUAAGUCACUUAUUUUCUUAGUAAUUGGCUACGUGUUGUAAAUUUUUUAUGAUAUAUCUGAGCAGAAGGAAAUUUUCCUCUCCAAGCCUCGUUUGUAACACUGCAUGAGCUCUGAGUCUUCUAAUUCAAAUCGCUAUUUUGGGAAAAGUUUGGGGUCUUUUGGGUAGAUUUAGGGUUUUUCCCCUAAUUCGUGAAAAUUUAGGUAGGUUUCCACAAAGUUUUGGGAAAAACCUCAAAGUGUUGUACGAUUCUGUGGAAAUUUCGAUCGGAGUUUGUGGGCCAUUUCAUCAAAGUUUCCUACUACAGUUUUCCCAAAAUUUACCCGAAAUGGACAAAAUUUUCCCUGAAAUAGGGAGACUGGGAUAGACCGGAAAGACCAUUUCAGUCUCUCGUCGUUAUACUCGUCGGAGCAUAUCCACCCCAUGCUUGAAACAAGGGCUCGCUGCUUCAAAUGGUUGUGGACGGAAUAGAAGAAGCUUUCACUUAGCGGGCUUCCGUCUCUAGUAGCAGUGGGUCACCAAAACCUCCAGACAGGAGCCCAGGUAUAUUAACGAUAGUAGAGGAAAAAAAGAAAUUGGUAAAUCAUAAUAAGAUGUUAUCCUUAGUCCUUAAGAAUAGGUCAAGUUUUCCCUUAAAGGACUCCUGAGGAGUUACUUGGACUAGAUCAGCUGGCAGCUAAUUCCAGAAUUUGAUAACUCUUAAGGAGUAGAAAUUGUGUUUACAGUCCGUUCUGCUAUGUUGUAUCUCCAAUUUCUGGGUGUUACCCCUUAGGUUUGUAUUGGGACUAAGCUUAAGUAGAUGUUUAAGCGGAUGUCCAGAAGCGUUAAGGAUACUGUAAGUCAUUAGAAGGUCACCUCUAAGACGCCUAUACUCAAAUAGGUAAAGGUUAAGUGAUUGGAGGCGCUCUCCAUAAGGUUUGAAUUUGAGUCCCCGGAUUGAUUUCGUGGCUUGCCGUUGGGUACGCUCCAGAGUGUCCAUAUCCUUUUGGAGUGAGGGUGGAGAUACUGUUUCCGUACUCUAAAUGGGGAUGAAUAAAACUGUUGAAGAUUAUGUGGAAAGUUCUUCCGUCAAACUGGCCAAGAAUGCGCUUCAAUGUUAUCAGUGCAAGGUUUGCUCGAAAGUCAUUUCUGUCACAGUUAGCGUAGGACUUUAAAUCGUAGGGUACUGGGACUCCCAAAUCUUUUUCGACUCGGGAUACUACUAGAGAGGAGUUUCUUAAGUUGUAACUGUAGUCUGUAACAUGUCGUAGAUGGACUACUUUACACUUUGAAGUGUUAAAGGUAAGUCCGUUAUCGUCUGCCUAACUUUGAAGUCAAGUCAGAUCCUCCUGGAGUGCCUGUAUAUCCUCUUGGCUGCGUGUCUCUCUCUCCAAACUUUCAUGUCAUCAGCAAAAAGUAAUGUGACGAUACCUGUUGUGGAAGGUCAUUUAUAUAAAUCAAGAGGUUUUAGUACUGAGCCCUGGGGGACCCCACUAGGACAUUCCAUAGCCUGAGAUAAAGCGAAGUUAGCCCUGACCCUAAAAUAUCGAUUUUUCAGAUAUGAAAUGAGCCGGUCAAUUAGACGUGAUCUGAUAUCCAAUCGUUUGAUCUUAUUGAUAAGACACAUAUGGUUGACCCUAUCAAAAGCUUUUGAGAAAUCAAGGUAAAUGAUAUCAACCUUCCCCUUGCGAUCAAGGAUGUUUGUCCAUCUGUCCACCUCAGUCAGCAGGUUGGUUAUACAAUAGUAACCCUUCGUGAAACCAUGCUCUUGGGGUGAGAAGAAAUUUAAGGACAGUAAGUAGUCAUAUAUACCAUCGCAUAUCAGGGGCUCCAUAAUUUUUGAAGGUAUAGAGAGAAGAUCCACCAGUCGGUAGCUUGAAGGUUCGCUGCGUCGACCUACCUUGAAAAUUGGUGUGAUGUUAGCCAGCUUCCAAAUUUCCGAUAGUUUUCCUCGGCUUAGCGAGUGUGAGAACAUCACGCUAUGCGGUGUUGCCAGGAUUGAAGCUGCUUCUCUCAAUAUAGCAGAAUAAACCAUGUCUGGGCCAGAAGUGUCUUUUCUCAGGUGCUGUAGUUUCCGGAACAUCAAGUCAGCGCUCAGGUUCACUUCAGAAAGUCCUAUGCAGUUGCAGAUGAAGCUGUCAUCAAUAUAGUUGAUGUGGGUCGGUUGAAAUGUCCGAGAGUAUUGUUUAGACAAAAGGUUAGCGGCGUUGCCGUCGUUAUUGGUUGGGCCAUUAGGACCUAGCAGCUGGGAAACUCCAGUUUUGGCUUGACGAAGAGAGGCUGCAUAGCGGAGUAAGCUUUUCGGAUCGGAGACAAAUUUAUCCGUAAGCUUUAUCUGGUACUGGAGUCUAUCUUCUCUUAUAGCCUUCGUGCAUAUGUUCCUUAUAUGUUUGUAUUGUCUGUACGCGCCGUUGUUGUCGGUUUGUUUGUAUUCUGUCUAACACUGCCUUUUGCGGCUUAGCAAGCGGAGAGCGCGGUUCUUGAUGAUUGUAGGUUGCUUGUAGCUAUUGGGGACCGUUUGAGGGACUGACUGCUUUGUAACACAUAAGAGCGUGUGCAGUAAGAAGUCCCAAUGAGCAUCUACAUCAAAUUGAGGGUGAACAUCCCAAUCCACAUGUUGUAGAUAGUCCUGUAGAGCUGACACAUUCAACCGUUUGGAAUUCCAGCACCUAUUGUUGGUGGGAUAUCUUAGCUUAGUUUUGCUAACAAAACUGAAGACUAUAAUGGUGUGAUCGCUUUUUCCCAGGGGAGCCAGGAUUGAAAGGUUGUCAACUAGAAGUUCUUUGUUUGUAAAUGCCCAGUCUAAGCGCGACGGUAUCUGACUGUCUCUCCAACGGGUUGCCGACUUCACAUUUUCGUGUAAUCUCAGAUCCUCAUUGAGGUUGAAGAACCGAGCUUCAGUUUAGUUCUCACCUCCAAUAUACGUAUGUUCCACGAAAUUGACUCUAGGGAGAUUAAAGGCCCCUAGAAUCAGGAUAUGAGUAAAUCCGAGACGCGUAGAGCGGGAUAGUCCUCCCAGUAUACGACUGUUAUACUCGAUGUCAGCAGUGAGCUUCCCAUAGAUGACCCCGAUUAGUCACCUUGAAGUAGUAGACAAUCUUACAAAGCACCAUACAGGUUCAUCAAGAUUUUUUAACUCAUGGUUGUGAACUUGGUGUACCUCCAGGCAGGAUCGUAUGCAUACGGCUACUCCACCUCCAAUCCCUGUUUUUCUGUCGUUGCGAAACAAAGACAUCACAGGUAUUGCUAGUUCUUGGUCCGUAAACUGAGAAGAUAUCCAAGUUUCAGAUAUUCCUAUCAGAUGAGCCUUAUUAGCAUUGCUAAGUUCACGUAGCUCAUCCAUUUUAUUUGGUAGACUCGCGGCGUUCGUGUAUAAGUAGUUUAUGCUUUCAAUUUGAAACGCGUGAGCUUCUUCCGGGUGCAUAUGGAUUCCAGUUGGCAACCGACGUCUGUUGGCACGAAGUGCUUCCCGAGUUGCAGCCGCCAUAUGGGAGGAUGGGAAAACUAUCCUCAUUAGCCGAGGUCUAGAAUCACCGUCCUUCUUGGUUAGUCUCGUCACAUGUUGAGUUAGUAUGUUUUUGAGCCUCAAAGACUGCUUGAUGAAUAUCCAUUCCUUAAUAUCAGAGUUUGCUUGACUAGGGUCCGUGUUUUCCGGUACACUUUGCACAAUGAUAUUUCUUCUGCAAAAAACUUCCGAGAUUCUUUAGGGAUGUUCCGGAUGAGACUGCGCUCAGAAUUCGGUAUGUUGGGCAGUAUUCUUACUUUCCCAUCGGAUUUCAGUAAAUGACUAGCUAGCAGCACAUCCUCUGCGUCGGUAGCGUUAGCGAGUGUAACACGAAGUAGCAUCGGGUGAUUUUGAUGCUUAGAUUCCUUUCCCCGAGUGGGCCGUGUCACCGUCAAAGGCUUUAUUCUAGGAAGUUCAAGCUUCUUGUUCAAUUCUCCCCAGAGCAUCCUGUCAAUUUUGUCCUGGAAACUGAGGGGCAGGUCAGGGUUGUCUUUGAGGUUCAUGAUUAUGAGAGAGUCAUCACGAACCGUUAUUGUUUUCCCAGGUUUUCCUGUGCGUUCAGGUUCAGCACCUUGUUGUUUGGAGGUCGAAGCACGUUUCUGAUUCCUAGGCUCUUUGAUGACCGGAUGGACAUUCCUGGGGGUAGACUGUGCGGGAAAUCACCAGUUGAUUUCCGUACAAUACUUGGGAUGUUCAGCUUAGACGGUGACGCCUGGUCCUUUUUAGCUUUGUUAACGUGGGUCCAAUCACCUACAGAGUUUUCGGGAACCACUGUUGCUUUCAAGGACCCUGAGCUGGGAGACCCGAUUUUGCUGAGGGAGUCUAUUACCGUCGAAGUUAUGAUAGUGCCGAGUUUCAGCAUGUCAUCACUAGUGCUAAUGCAUGCUUCAUCGAUAGUAAACCUGUCGACAUCCCUAUUCUUGUUUUCAUUGCGCGUCCUUGUUUGUCUACUCGUUUUAUGACUUUUUCCAAGUUUGCUGACAACUUAUUCCGCAGAUCUUUCAAUAGGACAAUGAUGUUACUCAGCAAAACUACAGCAUCCGUGUUGCACGUAACACAUAUCCACUUAUGAUCCGACUUAUUGAGUCUGUUGUAAGCAGUUGCUGUGAGAUCGGCGCACGCUUCAUGGAACCAACUUUUGCAGUUAUCGCACGGCAUGCCAGAUGUAACAACAAAACGGCAUCCAGGUCGUUUGCAUGAAUUUUUAAUGACUAUAUUUACGUAAACUGUAUUAUGGAUGCUAGAGAAACCCUAAGACCGUUAAAAAAUACACUAAAAACGGGCAAAAAUGGAUAAAAACGGAUGUGAUAAACUGAACUAGCCUUUACGUGAAAAACUGAGCAGUAAGCUGAGGCAAAACCACAGUUAACUAUUAAGUUGGGUGAAACUCGAAAAAAAGUAAUCUACAGAACAUAUAGCUUAGAAUAGAUUCUUUAGAUCAGAAAUGGUACUUUUGUUGCGUAAGAACACAGCAAAAGUUUGAGGAAUCCAAAUCACGUUAGGACUAAACUUCCCGUUUGAAUCCCAUAUUCCGAAUGGUGUCUCACGAAAGUCGGGUAUAAUACUCUGUAGAUUUCUUCUUCCAAGUACUGAAACGACCUACAAAUAGCCCAUAAUACCCUAAAGCCUUUGGCAACAUUAGCCUUGCAGUUGCUCGUAGUUUUGAGGUCGCUGCUUAUUAUGACUCCUAAAUUUUUAUAGCCCAUUACUUUGGGCAACACAACUCCACGUAUUGUGUAGUGUUAUGAUUAAUCGUAGUUAUUUAGUUGCGUCACCACAGAACUUACUUCUAGUGGCCACCCGCCCUUCCAACAAUGAAUUGAGGUCAUCCUGUAUUACUAUCCUAUCUGACAUACUGUUUAUGGGUCUCCAAAUCUUUGUCAUCGGCGAAGAGUAGGACGGUUGACUUUGUUACAGUUAGUAAUUCAUUUACAUAAAAUUAAAAAAAAGAGGACCAAGGAUUGUACAUUAGGGAGCAGAGACUUAGUAACUAUCGUCCCGUUAGUCUAACCAGUACAGUUGUAAAACUAAUGGAUGGCUGUUAUUAACUAUGUGGAAAGGCAUAAUAUUUUAUCCAGGGAAUAACGGUUUAUUUAAAAGGCCUAUCAUGCUCGACAAAUCUGCUCAUUGUAAGAGAAGAUUGGGCUGCAACGAAAGAUCGAAGUAUUCCUGUAGAGUAAAUGGAGCUCUCUCACCGUGUAACGGGGAUUACACCCGAAACAAUAGUCUCUCUGUACUUAUUUAUUUAAACAUAUAAACAUUGGUACGAGGCACCAAAUAGAUAUGCCCCACAUAAACCAUACGAUUUGUAUGAGGGCUGGGAUACUAUCCGCACACCCAAACCGAAGCAGGUGGUUUUCUUAGGGGACCACACCCGGAGCCUUUGACCUAAAGGUCUGAUCCACAAGGUAGUGGAGCAACGUCUGGAGAUGCAGUCCCAUGGUAGCGGGUCACCAACGAUUGGUUCACACGCCAUUUGUUCCUUCAGGAUCCUGGAGCCCAUGUACACCAUUGGUUUGAAAUCAGGGUUUUCCAACUCCCCUAGGUAGACCCUCCGUGUCCCUUUCAUUGGUAUUGAAAUACUAAUUUCAACAGCCUAGUUUGAUUUUCUUUCAAGUCUGCUUGGCUACCUAGUUGAUAAACUUUCAGUAAGGCGGCCCCAGAGAUAUCUUCAUACACUAGUUGGUUAAUUAGACUUUUUAUCAACUCAAUGUCAUGGUCAAAGCAGUUUCUAGGUUCAAAGCUUUCACUUUCCUUGACUCUCAAAGAUGACUACCUUGUCACUAUGAUCAGCCUUUGAUUUCUCAACUACUGUUCAGGAGACUGUUUUUUUAUCAAUAUUACGUCGUCUCUUAUUCUUGAUUUGUAUCCAUCCAUCAGCUUUCACUAGAGUUACAAUCACAGUUACGUUAAACAUACUGUGAGAUCCUCAAUGAUUGUCAAUAAUUUAGGUGACCAGGUUGUUUUCUGUGCUGGAAACGGACCUAGCUUUACGGAUUAGGUUUUCUAGGUGUCUCCUGACUGCUCCCACUUGGAGUACAGGGCACAGGAGAAACCUUUCCUGGAUUGUUAUUUCUUACAGACCUCUUUGAAGUCGCUCCUUCCGUCUUUGGUGCAUGUAGUUCAGUGGAUUUUGGGCUUAUUUGGGAUGACUACACAUCGUCUUCAAAUCCAGUCUCUGAAUUCUUGUUACAGCAUUAAACCUGCUACUCAAAGUUAUUUUCGCUCCAGUUACAUGCAGCUUUCUCCGUUUUCAAUCAACAAUUUCUUUGUAAUUUUGCGACAGAUAACAUCAACUUCAGCUCAUAACAACAGUAACGCGUUUACAAAUUUCAUUCACUCGAGAUAUCAUGAGGUCAAGUCCUCAAAACCGGAGCUAUCAAAUUAUGAUGUGAUCAGAAAGUUAGCACAGUUGUACAAAUCACUUCCAGUUGAAGAGGUAGAAAAGUUAAAAUUAGAAGCGAAAGAACAUCAAUCUCAUGUCAAAAAAGCGACCAAGUUUGCUUAUCGUAAUGGAAUGCCAAAAAGUCCACCAAACUCUGGACUCAAAGUUUUUAUGAGAGAAAAACUAAAGGAUUCUAAGGGUACACCAGUGUCUCAAAUGCGAAAUGACUUUAAAGAUACUGUAAAACAAUGGAUGUCGCUGCCUGAAUCUGAUCAACUGGAGUAUAAUAACAUUGCAAAAGAUCUAAAAAAUGAUUAUGAAACUAAACUUAAAGAAUGGGCUACAAAAAAUAAUAUUCAAUAUACAAAACGUAUAUCAAUACUGGCUGAUAGAUUCUAUAGAGCAUAUUACCCAAAAUAAAAGAAUCCAUUAAUUAUUAAAUGAAGACAGAGAUGAAUAAGAUUACUACAAAAUGUAAUACUUUUACUACUUCCACUGGUGUUGUUUUCUUUGUGGUUUUAAAUUCUGAAAAGCCGAUAAACCAACCAAUGGUAGUAAUCAGUUUUUGUGGAAAUUAUUAUUGUCAUUUAUACAUCUGUUUAUUGAAUCUUUUAGUAAUGUGUAGCCUAUUUCUUGUUACUACUCAUCUAUUUCAAGAAUAUUUUUUUCUCUCGUUUUUUUUUCGCGUCGUUACUCGUUAGAUUGUUUUCUUUCUUUUUUUUUCUGUUUUUGUUAAGCUACUAAAUGAUGUUAAAAAAAUUUUCUGUAUUCAUCUGUCAUAAAUGUGUAAUAACUAAUUAUUGGUUUGCUCGUUAGUAGUAGUUGUGUUCGAAUACUAACUCAGUUUUGGGGGAUUCGAUGUGAAUAGGCUUACAUCGUUUAUUUGUUGUACUAGACUUCUAGAUUAAGACUUGUAACAUUUACAGGUUAUAGUAUAGAGAGUAUAGAUGCCAAUUAUUUCAGAAUACAAUAGAUCGCUAAUUAUUCAUAUUAUUUAUUUAUUUAAACAUAUAAACGUCAGUUUAAGAGGUCAUCAACAUAUGUAUGCGCCACACAAUAAAGAAUGAGGUUUUUAAAAGAUAGAAUGUUAAUAAUUAUAAUAUUAAUCGGGGAAGCAGUUUAGUUAAGAAAAGUACAACCAGAAAGGAUUCUUUCAGUUGAGGAAGUUUCUUUCACUUAUAUGAAGCAAGUAAAAGAAAGUUACGGUAGGUCUGCCAUUGGCUUCUAUUCUGAGCCAUUUCUGAAUACGUUACAAGUCAUUAAGUUGGAUUUUAUUUUAUUUGAACACAUAUAUAUUGGUACAGGAGUGCGCCAAAUAUAUAUGCGCCACACAAAACAAUGAGAAUUUAAGAAGAAAAAAAAAUGAGGAACUUAAAAAACUUUUUUAAAAAAAAAACAAUAAUGAAGAGAUUGGUGUAAGGGAGUGUAGUAAUAAUCAUAGUCAUAAUGGGGGAACGGAAAGGUACAAUCAGAAGAAAUCUUUCAGUUAAGGAAGAAACAACCACUUUUAUGAAG
Schistosoma haematobium is the source of this 8522-nucleotide messenger RNA. RefSeq lists its product as uncharacterized. NCBI's taxonomy places the organism in Eukaryota, Metazoa, Platyhelminthes, Trematoda, Strigeidida, Schistosomatidae. Bases 6771 to 7427 code for a protein of 218 amino acids. The record is from RefSeq and is a predicted model, not a curated record. The transcript has 6 exons.